AUGGCGGUGGCGAGUCCCGGCCUCUGGGCUACCUGUUCCCAAGCCCUCGAAACGGCUUCCGUGUCCAUGGCGGACCCGCUGGUUCAGCAGCAGGCUGCAGAGGGCGCCGUGCUCCGAGCGCAGGCCGCCUUCGUGGCCUACCCGCUGGACGUUUUGAAGACGCAGGUUCAGUCGGGGCACCCGCGAUACAGUCGGCUCUCCAGCCUUCCCUGCUUGAUGAAGGACUACAAGCUGCGGAUCUUUCGAGGCUACCCGGGCGUGGGGGCGAACUCCUUCAUCAUGGGGGCUCUGAUGUUCGGCGGCUACCGGUUCUUCGACAACUUUUGGGCCCUAAACCAUGUGCCGGACUACUGGCGACCGGCGCUGGCAGGUGCCAGCAUCGGGUCAUUGUGCGGCUUCGUUGCGACACCGCUGGAGCAGAUCAAAACCAUCAUGGCCCUGCAAGAGUCCUGGUUGAAGGAGAAGAAGAUCAAAACCAGGAUCUAUUCCUCCGUUCUGCAGGGGGCCUAUCAGGCUCCGUUGAGGCUUAAGUUCUAUGCAGCGACACCCUUGGUGAUCCGCACAUCCCUCUUCGAUGGCCAGCUGUUCUUCUACAACAGCCGGCUCAGGGAGUGGGUCUCCCACGACGGAGUCGCCUGCUCCUCUGGCACGCGGUUCUUUGUCAGCACCGUGGGCUUCAUGUUUGCAGGCCUCAUCGCGGCCACGGUGAACUAUCCGUUUGACCGAGUCAAGGGGCUGAUGAUGGGAGAGGCAUACCAGGCCUCCACCGGCGAG
Molecule: messenger RNA, 774 nt
Organism: Symbiodinium necroappetens
Lineage: Eukaryota; Dinophyceae; Suessiales; Symbiodiniaceae
Source: the annotation of a GenBank genome assembly